Messenger RNA from Fusarium keratoplasticum, 867 nucleotides. RefSeq lists its product as uncharacterized. NCBI's taxonomy places the organism in Eukaryota, Fungi, Ascomycota, Sordariomycetes, Hypocreales, Nectriaceae. The coding region runs from base 1 to 867 and encodes 288 amino acids. The record is from RefSeq and is a predicted model, not a curated record. The transcript is spliced from 7 exons.
AUGGUGGUUAUCAAGCGGUUUAGAACUGUCUGGGGCAUUGACUCCGGAGAGAACUUCGAGAAGUGGAUCCCCUGGUUCACGGACUUGAAGAAGCAGGGCUACUCUGGUGUCGAGGUCGACAUUACUGGCCGAGAUGCCGAUAACCUACGACUCCUCCGAAAGCUCUUGGACGAUGCUGACUUUGAGGCGACGGUGCUGAUGCACACUGCCUGGGCAGGCUAUGUCGGCGCUCGACCUACAGGUCUCACUCCUGAUAUUCAUCUCGACGUCUACCGCAAAACUCUCGAGCUGGCUAAAAUUCUGCGCCCGGUCAAGAUCAACGCCCAGUCUGGAGGCGACUACUGGACUGUGGAUGAGUCCGUCUACUUUUACCAAAAGACUCUUGAGAUCGACCAGGAGCUUGGCCUCACUGGCCUAGUCUCCCACGAGACACACCGCAACCGAGCUCUUUUCACUCCUUAUGCCACUAAGCAAAUCUUGCUCAAGGUUCCCGAGCUCCGCAUCACGGCGGACAUUUCCCACUGGGUUGUGGUCUGCGAGCGACUUCUGGAUCUUGGUGAGGAGGACAAGGAGAUUCUCGAUCUCCUGGUUCCUCGGGUGCACCACAUUCAUGCCCGCAUCGGCACGACUCAAUCCUCGCAAUGCCCCGAGCCUGAGGACCCCAUCUUCAAGCCCGAGCGCGAAUUCUUUGAGAAGCUCUGGCUGCGCAUCGUCAAGGCGCGGAGCCAAGAUGCUUUCAUCACCUUUGUGCCUGAGUAUGGUCCGUUCCCUUACCACCCAUAUGGAAGUAUUAGGACCCACGGCCAGGUUGCUGAUAGCGAGGGUGCACGACUACAAAAGUUGUUUGAGGACAGUCUCAAGGCGUAA